UUAACCCUGUGUGUAGACGCUGGCUUGUUUUAGUUGAUUAACUCAUUGAAACACUAAUCAAACAGUGCCAAGUCCAGAUCAUCCUCAUUUAAAAGACAGCACGCAGCCAGAUGACACUGACUUCAGAACAGUGAACAACUAUGAGUCCAUUGAAAGACAGCAGUCCUCUCACUACUCAUGUGUUGAACACAGGAGAUGGGGUCCCUGCCGCCAGGAUGGCCCUCAGUUUACACCGCCUGGACCCCCACAUGACCCUCUGGAACCUCGUAACUGUCGGAACCACAAAUUCAGAUGGCCGCUGUCCAGGACUAAUAACCAGCGAUGCCUUCACUCCAGGAAUUUAUAAGAUGCGGUUUGAGACGGGCCAGUACUGGGAGAGUUUGGGACAGGCCAGCUUUUACCCAUAUGUUGAGACUGUCUUCACCAUAACUGAUGCUGAACAGAGAUUCCAUCUGCCAUUGCUCCUCAGCAGAUACUCAUACAGCACCUACAGGGGGAGCUAGUGAGCAGCUCUUCAUUCUAGCAAAUAAACUACUGUUCUCACUCUAUCUGCAUACUGUGCAGUGUAUACUGCAAACUGCUUACUAUUUUUAAAUAGUAUGUGAACAGUACAUAUUAUGUGAGAAUAAACAUUUCAAACAGCAGUAAAAACAAAGCUACAUUGUUGUCACAUGACCUCACCAUGUUUAAAGGGAUAGUUCACCCAAAAAUGAAAAUUCUCUCAUCAUUUACUCACCCUCAUGUCAUCCCAGAUGUGUAUAACUUUCUUUC
Myxocyprinus asiaticus (Chinese sucker) is the source of this 771-nucleotide messenger RNA. RefSeq names its product 5-hydroxyisourate hydrolase-like. NCBI's taxonomy places the organism in Eukaryota, Metazoa, Chordata, Actinopteri, Cypriniformes, Catostomidae. The coding region runs from base 141 to 503 and encodes 120 amino acids. Gene Ontology annotation, biological process: purine nucleobase metabolic process. Gene Ontology annotation, molecular function: hydroxyisourate hydrolase activity. The transcript is spliced from 4 exons. The record is from RefSeq and is a predicted model, not a curated record.